Molecule: messenger RNA, 1772 nt
Organism: Pseudophryne corroboree (corroboree frog)
Lineage: Eukaryota; Metazoa; Chordata; Amphibia; Anura; Myobatrachidae
Gene: MVD
Product: mevalonate diphosphate decarboxylase
Exons: 12
Coding region: 220-1404 (394 amino acids)
Biological process (GO): isoprenoid biosynthetic process; isopentenyl diphosphate biosynthetic process, mevalonate pathway
Cellular component (GO): cytosol
Molecular function (GO): ATP binding; diphosphomevalonate decarboxylase activity
Source: RefSeq, a predicted model, not a curated record
UGAGAGUGCGUUGUGACUGUGAGAGACAACAAUAACCACGUGACACACGCAGGUUACACUCGUAGUACAUGCUGCUGCUACAUACAGGAGGCCUGGGUUGCGGAUCAUUCACCGUUUCUUCUAUAGCGCAGCAUAUUCCGUUGCGUUUUACAAUUAGAACAACCGUAAUAGAACAAACUGGGCAAAAACAGACAGACAGAGUAAUACAGUGACUUGAAGAUGAGGAGAGUGACGUGUACGGCCCCUGUCAACAUCGCGGUCAUAAAAUACUGGGGGAAAAGAAACGAGCAACUUAUUCUACCAAUUAACUCCUCCCUCAGCGUUACUCUCCACCAGGAGCAGCUGAAAACCACAACCACCGUUGCUGCGAGCCGGGACUUUGCCGAGGAUCGGAUAUGGCUGAAUGGGAAGGAGGAUAAUAUUAACCACCCCCGCCUGCAGUCCUGUUUACGAGAGAUCCGCAGGCUGGCCAGGAAGAGGAGAAGUGGUGGCGUCGAGGAUGGAGUUUCCAGGAUCCUAAAUGACAAAGUUCACAUAUGUUCAGUCAACAACUUCCCCACGGCUGCUGGGCUGGCGUCUUCUGCCGCCGGAUAUGCCUGUUUGGUGUACUCCCUGGCGAAGCUGUACGGAGUGGAGGGGGAACUGUCUGAGAUAGCCAGGCAAGGUUCCGGCAGUGCCUGCCGAAGUAUGUAUGGAGGGUUUGUCCAGUGGCUGAUGGGAGACAAAGAAGAUGGCAAGGACAGCCUGGCGCAGCAGGUGGAAACAGAAUCUCACUGGCCAGAACUGCGGAUUCUGAUAUUGGUGGCCAGUGCUGAAAAGAAACACGUGGGAAGUACUGCCGGCAUGCAGACCAGCGUGGAGACCAGCCCAUUGCUCAAGCUCCGGGCCGAGUCAGUGGUGCCGGGCCGAAUGGCUGAGAUGAUUGAAGCGAUCAGGAGAAAGGAUUUUGAAGCCUUUGGGCAGCUGACCAUGAAGGACAGUAAUCAGUUCCAUGCUACUUGCCUUGACACCUAUCCGCCUAUCUUUUAUCUUAACCAGGUUUCACAAAGAAUAAUCAGCCUGGUCCAUCGGUAUAACGGCCAUUAUGGUCAGACCAAGGUUGCAUACAGCUUUGAUGCAGGUCCUAAUGCUGUCAUCUUCACCCUGGAAUCAACAGUCAAUGAGUUUGUGGAGGUUGUGAAAUGCUGCUUUCCACCGGAGGCUAACGGGGACCCAUAUCUGAAGGGGUUACCAGUUAUCCCAGCUCCCCUAUCUCAGGAGCUGUUGUCCGUUUCUACAGCGGAUGUGUGCCCAGGCGGUGUCCGCUAUAUGAUCGUCACACAGCCAGGCCCAGGCCCUGCGGAAUCACAAGAUCUCUCCCUGCAGCUGUUAGGACCUGAUGGGUUUCCCAAACUAAUCGCCUGACGCAGCCUUGAUUCAAAAGACACUUUUAUAACUCAGGCGUCAAAUGCGUUAACACGAUUCUAUGUUCUGUUACUAUGACCUCGACCUGUUCCUGAUUCACUUGCUCAGCGGGGUGUUUCUAAUAUGUAAUGGAAAACGCUUUCAUCGCUGGUGUGACAAACACUGAAGAACAUUAACAAGGAAAAAUGAACAUGGCAAGUCUUCUUCUCCCUUUUGUACCGGUUACUCCCUAUGGGCAAAUAAAUGCCAGCUAAUGCUCCCUAUCGCUGUUUAUUGGCUUUGUUGGCAAUGAUGUCCGUUUGGAAGCUAUUUCAAACUUUACAGCACUGGAACCUUUUUAAAUAUAAUUGAUGUCUGCUAAAGAUAAA